This is a messenger RNA of Saccharomyces cerevisiae S288C, 1563 nucleotides long. RefSeq names its product DNA-(apurinic or apyrimidinic site) lyase APN2 (gene APN2). NCBI's taxonomy places the organism in Eukaryota, Fungi, Ascomycota, Saccharomycetes, Saccharomycetales, Saccharomycetaceae. The record is from RefSeq and is marked reviewed. Gene Ontology annotation, biological process: DNA repair. The transcript has a single exon. Gene Ontology annotation, cellular component: nucleus. Bases 1 to 1563 code for a protein of 520 amino acids. Gene Ontology annotation, molecular function: endonuclease activity; catalytic activity; nuclease activity.
AUGUCAUCAAGCGAAAACACGUUACUGGAUGGAAAGUCAGAGAACACAAUACGAUUUUUAACUUUCAAUGUCAAUGGUAUAAGAACCUUUUUUCAUUAUCAACCAUUUUCUCAAAUGAAUCAAUCCCUUAGAUCUGUUUUCGACUUUUUUCGAGCAGACAUAAUAACAUUCCAAGAGCUCAAGACGGAAAAAUUGUCUAUCUCUAAGUGGGGGAGAGUUGAUGGUUUUUAUUCUUUUAUUUCUAUCCCUCAAACCAGAAAGGGAUAUUCUGGCGUUGGCUGCUGGAUUAGAAUUCCGGAAAAGAACCACCCACUAUACCAUGCAUUACAAGUCGUUAAGGCAGAAGAAGGUAUAACGGGUUACUUGACAAUAAAAAAUGGUAAGCAUUCAGCAAUCUCCUAUAGAAACGACGUAAAUCAAGGAAUUGGUGGUUACGAUUCUUUAGAUCCCGAUUUAGAUGAGAAAAGUGCACUGGAACUAGAUUCAGAAGGCAGAUGUGUUAUGGUUGAACUGGCAUGUGGAAUAGUUAUUAUCAGUGUAUAUUGUCCCGCAAAUUCGAACUCAUCGGAGGAGGGUGAGAUGUUUAGAUUAAGGUUCUUGAAAGUUUUAUUAAGAAGAGUUCGGAAUUUGGACAAAAUUGGGAAGAAGAUUGUGCUAAUGGGCGACGUAAAUGUUUGCCGGGAUCUUAUAGACAGUGCCGAUACAUUAGAACAAUUCUCAAUUCCAAUAACAGAUCCCAUGGGUGGAACAAAGUUAGAAGCACAAUAUAGGGAUAAAGCAAUCCAAUUUAUUAUCAAUCCGGACACGCCACAUCGGAGGAUAUUUAAUCAAAUAUUGGCUGAUUCACUUUUACCAGACGCGAGUAAAAGGGGGAUACUGAUAGACACUACGAGGCUAAUUCAAACAAGAAAUCGACUUAAAAUGUAUACAGUCUGGAAUAUGUUAAAAAAUUUAAGACCUUCGAAUUAUGGCUCACGGAUAGAUUUUAUCCUAGUGUCCUUAAAGCUUGAACGAUGCAUAAAAGCAGCUGACAUUCUUCCGGAUAUAUUGGGCUCUGACCAUUGUCCUGUGUAUUCUGAUUUAGAUAUACUGGACGACAGAAUUGAACCUGGUACGACACAAGUUCCCAUACCAAAAUUCGAAGCAAGGUACAAAUAUAAUUUAAGAAACCAUAAUGUUUUAGAGAUGUUUGCCAAAAAGGAUACGAAUAAAGAAUCUAAUAAACAAAAAUAUUGUGUAUCAAAAGUCAUGAAUACCAAAAAAAACAGCAACAUCAAAAACAAAUCGCUCGACUCAUUUUUCCAGAAGGUAAAUGGAGAAAAAGAUGACAGGAUUAAAGAAUCCUCUGAAAUUCCACAGCAAGCUAAAAAAAGAAUCUCCACGCCAAAGUUGAAUUUCAAGGAUGUCUUUGGAAAGCCUCCCCUGUGCAGGCAUGGGGAGGAAUCCAUGCUGAAAACAUCGAAAACUUCGGCCAAUCCAGGUAGAAAGUUCUGGAUUUGCAAGAGAUCUCGGGGUGAUUCAAAUAAUACAGAAUCAUCUUGUGGGUUUUUUCAGUGGGUUUAA